Messenger RNA from Periconia digitata, 2148 nucleotides. The record is from the annotation of a GenBank genome assembly. Lineage: Eukaryota; Fungi; Ascomycota; Dothideomycetes; Pleosporales; Periconiaceae.
CGUAUCCAUGCAGCCGCGGGAAGCCUGCAUACACAUGAUGGGAAAGAAUGGCCUAGCACUGCUUCAUUCAGUACAAGCGAUGAUAACUGCAACUUAAUACCAAGCCUAAAGUGUUGGAGCCUGAGACGUCGGUGUCAAAGGUUGCGGAAUUGUUCCAAAACAAUCUUUCUGUCACUGACGCAUUGUUGUACUCUGAUCGCCUAUUUUUACGCGCUGGUCUGCCGACAGUCAGCUAAGAAGACCAAGUCGGGCACUUCAUCUGCUUUCCUCUUUUUUAAUCCCUCACUUCAUAAUUUCCCUUUCUUCUUCAAUCGGCUGGUCUGGUUUAUUGGUUUCUUUUCCUUUUUUCCUUUAUUCGCGCAUUCGUCAUUCCGGAAGACAUAGAAUCUUGUUCUUAUGUUUUAAUUACGAUAGACACCGGCAGCACUUCUACUUUCUCCCUCCUCCUUCGCAACCCCGAUCCCAAUCCCCUUACCUUUGAGAAGACAAAACAUUGCUCUUUGAGCGUGACGCAAAAUGCCGACUCUCGAUGUCAGUGAACUGAACAUCGUCAUCGCCGUUCUUGGUGCUUUCAUAAUCACCUUUGGCAUCAUUUCGGUGAAAGUCAAACAAGUCUGGUACUUGGGCGAGGCGUUGCCUGCCGUUAUCUUGGGUAUAAUUUUGGGACCCAUAUCAGCCAAGUUCCUGGAUGCAGAAAAAUGGGGCUCUGCUGUGGAGGGACAGAAAGAAGCCAUCACUUUGGGCAUCUGCCGAGUUGUCAUCGGAGUGCAGCUGGUCAUGGCCGGGAUCCAGCUUCCUGCCAAAUACAUCCACAAGAACUGGAAAGAGAUGGCAACUCUGUUGCUCCCUGUCAUGACAAUCAUGUGGCUAUGCACCGGCUUGUGUAUCUACAUCACGAUCCCUAAGAUCUCCUUCCUCGCUGCCCUCGUCAUCGGAUCCUGCUGCACAUGUACGGAUCCUGUGCUGUCUCAAGCAGUCGCCAAAGGCCCAUUUGCAGACAAAUAUGUCCCGCGUGCUCUGCGUGAAAUCAUCUCAGCAGAGGCCGGCGGCAACGAUGGAUUCGGCUUUCCAUUCUUGAUGCUAGCCACCUUUUUGAUCCGCCACGCAGACAAGGAAGGAGUCCAAUUCAAGGAGGGAUUUUCUGCCGCCGUUACUGAGGGAGCACCCCACUUGCUCAAGCGCGCGGGCGAUGUCGGUCGCUUGGGUGGAGGCAUUCCCAAGGCCAUCGAGCAGUGGUUCGUCGAGGGAUGGUUCUACUUCAUCUUGAUGUCGAUCGCCAUUGGAGUUAUCGUCGGAGUCUUCAGUUUGUUUGCCAUCAAGUUCGGGUUGCGUAGGAAGUGGGUGGAUUCGGAGAGCUUCUUGUUGUGGCCUACUGCUGUUGGCCUUUUCACCUUGGGUGUUUGCGGAGCCAUCGGAACUGACGAUCUCCUCGCUUGCUUCGUGGCCGGUACCGUCAUGAACUGGAACGGGCUAUACCUCGAGGAAUCACUCAAACGCCAUGAUGAGGUCAACUCGUGUGUUGACAUUCUUCUUACCUUCGGUGGCUUCAUGUACAUCGGUACCAUCUUCCCUUGGGACUCGUUCCAACAGCCUCAAGUCACCGGAAUCACCGUGGGGAGGCUCUUCCUCCUUGGUUUCCUUGUCCUUGUUUUCCGACGAAUUCCAGCUAUCUUCAUGACUUACCAAGUGGGAUUGAAGAGCUGCGUGAAAAGCUGGAAAGAAGCACUAUUCAUGGGAUACUUCGGCCCAAUCGGAAUCGGCGCUGUAUUCUUCGUCGAACACGCAAGCCAUUUCUUCCCCAAACCUGAAGAAGCCACCACUGCCGAAGAAGAGGACCUCAUGCUCGCGAUCCGCCCAACCAUCUACUGGCUCGUUCUCUUCUCCAUUGUUGUCCACGGUCUUUCAAUCCCAGCGCUCAACCUUUGCUACGAAUGGCGCGGCGUUCCCCCGAUCAUCGAAGAGCAGCCUAUCGAAGUCCCAGUCUUCUCGCUCAACGCUGCGGCACCAUCAAACGGAUACGUCAACCCGAAGCGCAAGUCGAUUAUGGUGCACAACCGUUUCUCAAGGCCUGUAUCGCAGGCUCCUCAGGAGUUGUACAGGUGGCAUGCUCAAAACAACUCGGAGGAGACUUUGAAAGGUCACGUUUAG